Erigeron canadensis is the source of this 1786-nucleotide messenger RNA. RefSeq lists its product as uncharacterized. Gene Ontology annotation, biological process: regulation of DNA-templated transcription; chloroplast organization. The transcript is spliced from 2 exons. The record is from RefSeq and is a predicted model, not a curated record. Lineage: Eukaryota; Viridiplantae; Streptophyta; Magnoliopsida; Asterales; Asteraceae. Gene Ontology annotation, cellular component: chloroplast. Bases 46 to 1179 code for a protein of 377 amino acids. Gene Ontology annotation, molecular function: double-stranded DNA binding.
UAUAUUUUGAAAUCGUGUAUACACUUUAGGUCUAGUUUUUCUCAAAUGUUCCGUAUAACCAUCAGCAGCAGCCAUGGCCAAAUCUCCAACCAAUUUCUUCACAAACCAUCUUCAAUCUUCUUCAAUCUCUUUCACACUCCACCAACAUCACAACCCACAAAUCUCCAAUCUCAUAUCAUAGCAGAUUACCUUAUAAAUUCACUCAAAUUCACAACACAAGAAGCCAUCACAGCCACAACAAAACUACACCACUUAAAGUCCACUGAAAACCCACAAUCUGUCAUCAGUUUUCUUGAAAAUAACAAUCUUUCACAAACCCAAAUCAAAUCCAUUGUUCUUUCACAACCCCAGAUUUUAUUAAAAAAAGUGGACAAAACCCUUGAGCCAAAAUUCAAACUUUUUUCAGAUAUCGGGCUUUCGGGUUCGGACCUUGUUGCUGUUAUAAAGAAAGAUUCAAACUUGUUAUCAAGAGGUUUGCAUACUUCUAUUGUUCCCACUAUUAAUUUUUUGAUGAGACUUUUAGGUAGUAAUGAGAAAAUUGUUAAAGCUAUUAAGAAGUCACAUUGGCCUUUUUAUGGAAAGUUUUUUAGAAGUAAUGUGUUGUUAUUGGAAAAAUAUGGGGUGGGUAGUAAAGAUAUUGAAAGGGUUAUACUUAGAAACCCUAGGUUAGUUACUCAAAGCCCGAUAAGGUUAGAAGAGAAGCUCGUUGAGGUCGAAAAAGAAUUUGGAAUUUCCCCGGGUUCUAGUAUGUUUAGUUAUGGGCUUUCGGCUCUUUGUUCGAUGAGUAAGUUGAAUUUGACGAGAAAGUUUGAGGUGUUUAGGAGUUUUGGGUGGUGUGAUUCGGAUAUAGGUGUACUUGCUAAGAGUCAACCGAUAUGUUUGACGCAUUCUGAGGAGAGGUUGAGUAAAAUGUUGAGUUAUUUUAUGGGAGAACUUGGUUAUACGUCGUCGUGGUUGUCUACUCGGGGGAAUGUUUUGAUGUAUAAUUUGGAUAAAAGGAUUAAACCAAGGUAUCAAGUGUUCAAGGCUUUGACUGAGAAAGGGGUGAGUGGAAAGGAGUUUCAUUCAAUGGUGUGCUUAUCCGAUGUUGAUUUUGUGAAGCAUGUUGUGGAACGUCAUAAGGAAGAGCUUCCUGAUCAAUUGUAUGAAAGAUUUACCAAAAAGUCUAAACCCGCGUAGAAGAUUUAUAGUUGAGGUGUCCAUCUUCAGGCGGCCAACCUCCUGGAGAGAGCGAUGUGCAUGGACCAGGUGAGUAGGGAUGCAACUCCCCAGACAAAGACCCCACUCAUAGGGUGAAGGCAGCCUGGAGAAUAGCUCCUAGCCGUUACGGAAUUAUUCUGCUCUAAUCUCCGAAAUUGAAGGACUUCAUACGGGCUGAGGACUUAGUAUUGAUUCAUGCAAAGAUGCUCCUCUAAAGCUGGAAUAAGGGAUUGUCCACAUGCAUGAAGGACUGGUCAUAGAAAAGCAGUUAAGUUGAAAUCUUAAUCUUAGAAGAUGAAACUGUCAAAGAGCCUCCAUGAGCUUAAUUGCAAGGAAGGAUCUUUUUGCUUCUUGAAUGUGGGAUCUGUCGGUUUGGCUUGCUGUGUUACCUGAAGAGGUAAGUUGAAGUCAUAACGAAAACUCAUGAUACUAUUGGCAGGCAUGAUAUAUGCUUUGUGAAUUUGGCAAAUAACUUGAAUUUGGCUAUGUAUUCAUCUUAUAUUCAUGUCUUUGUCAUUAUAAUCCUUCUGGGCUAUACUAAAUCGCUAACAUGGUUACAUAUUUCACUCAAGUCCCUUUUAUUUUA